CCACGGGGUACAGAGCCGUUACCUAAUUUUUCCAGCAGAGAUUCGUUCGAGGGAGCCGGCCGAUCAUAGAUGACGCAUUUUGGACCAUUUCCAUUUCAUUUUCGGUUGGCCUGCGGCAAACCUGCGUUUAGAUUUGAUUUCGAGGACCCUUGGUGCCUUGCGAUGCUAGCGCGCCCUCCUUCCCUUCACGGUCUGGCCCGGCAUUGUUUCACUCUUCCUCCUCCUCGCACUCCCGUCUAGUGGGCUUCCCAAUGCCCGACGACUCAAUCCGCCCUCUGAUCCGUCCCGGCUCGAUUUCACCCGCAGCGACAUUCGAAACUCCCAGUGCGAUGGAGAACCUCGAACUCGCCGGCGGCCAUGUACGCAGGAAGGGGAGGAUCUCAUGGGUGCUGGCGCUCUCGUAUGUGUUCGACUGGGUCGUCCUGAUCGCCUUCGGCGUCAUCGGCUAUAUCCUAGGCGACAUCACUCCAAACAAGCGGCCGUUCUCGCUGGACGACCGCAACAUCGCCUUUCCGUUCACAGUUAAGGAGACGGUCCCCGUAUGGCUACUCGUGAUUGUCGCGAUCCUCGUCCCGAUUGGCAUCAUCAUCGUCGUGUGCCUCGUCUUCGUCCCCGGCGCGACAGUCCCCGUUGGAACCCCCAAGUCUCUGAUCUGGAAGCGAAAGUUGUGGGAGCUCCAUAUGGGCCUGCUGGGCCUCGCCUUGUCCAUAAUCGGGGCUUGGUUCAUCACGAACGGCAUGAAGAACCUCUUCGGAAAACCUCGGCCGGACCUGCUGUCCCGAUGCCAGCCCGAUCUCGACAACCUGGCCAAAUACAUCAUUGGGGGCUUGAGAACGGCGACCACUAGCGGGCAGCUCGUAAGCCCAAACAUUUGCAAGAACCCGGACAAGCACCAGCUGGAUGACGGCUUCAGGAGCUACCCAAGUGGGCACUCGAGCUCAUCAGCUGCAGGCCUCAUCUACCUCUCGCUCUUCAUUGCGAGCAAGUUUGCCAUCACGAUCCCUUUCCUCGCCCCGGCCGGGUUCGCCGACGCUUCUGCCUUCGCCGCUUUCCCCUCGCGCACGCGAACUCCCGGUAUAAAGGUCUCUGGGCCAGACACGUACGAGCUUCCUACCCGCAACGCUGGCGGGCCGACGCCGUCGACCACCUUGGACGCGACGCUGGGAAACCAAGGCAUUGCGCGGCACAACAAGACGGUCACCGCAGUGCGGCGGCAGGCCGCCGCGCCACCUAUCUACCUCCUCUGCCUCGCAGUCGUGCCCUUCUUCGCCUCCGUCUUCAUUGCGGGCUCGCGCUGGUGGGACUUCCGGCACCACGGGUUCGACAUCAUGUUUGGCUACCUGAUCGGCAUCAUCACCUCGGUGUUCGCCUUCCGCUACUAUCACCUACCCAUCUCCAACGGCGCUGGGUGGGCAUGGGGCCCUCGCAGCCACGACAAGGCCUUCUGGGCUGGUGUGGGCAGCUUCAGCUAUGCCACGGAUCACUUCCGCGGCCAAUAUCACCGCGGGGGUGAUGAAGAGGAGGGGUUUACUGGCGUUGACGCGUUCGGUCAGGGCAGCUCGCGCAGCAGCCCGACCCCGUCUGUGUCGGCGCGCAAGGGGCCGGCUCCGCACGAGCGUGAUACCGCGUAUACGGGCGCUGCUGCGGACAACAGGAUCUAGAGCAUCACUUCAUUGGGUGGCGUUUUGAGUACAACAAAGUUUGGCUUGGCGGACUUUGUUCGUUUCCGUAGCGUAGGCCGCGCGAUCGUUGCUCUGAAACCUGUAGAACUGUAGGCUUUGUGUUUUCUGGGCGUUAGGGAUCUCGAUCUCAGGUUGUGCUUAUCAAGAAUCUGCGCAUUGGGGAGCUUCGGUUCAAAAUUUGGUUCGGGAGGAUGGGAGGAUCGGAGCCGGGACCGGAAGGGGAAGGGCGGCCCUCAACAGGAUGGGAUGUUAAAGCGUACAUGCGGAUAAUCAAAAAAAUGAGUGACGAGAUUAAAGGAACCUAGGUAAUACAGUCUACUCGGGUUCAGAUUCUAGUGCCUAAUGCAAUGUU
Chaetomium strumarium is the source of this 2034-nucleotide messenger RNA. RefSeq names its product PAP2 superfamily-domain-containing protein. The transcript has 3 exons. Gene Ontology annotation, molecular function: phosphatidate phosphatase activity. NCBI's taxonomy places the organism in Eukaryota, Fungi, Ascomycota, Sordariomycetes, Sordariales, Chaetomiaceae. Gene Ontology annotation, biological process: phospholipid metabolic process. Bases 252 to 1661 code for a protein of 469 amino acids. The record is from RefSeq and is a predicted model, not a curated record.